GAUUUACAAGUCGCAUGCCCGUGAAUCCGUUCGCGUCGGCGACGUUCUCGAGGAGGUGGUGCACUCUACCAAAAGACGGAGCUUUCCAUUCAACAAGUUUGGUUUGGUGCGUGUGUACGUGCGUUGAAACCAUGCGACAGUGUCCGACUCACGUUCGAUCGCUGUCAAAAAGGCACGCUUGACGGCGUGGGCUGUGUUAUUACUUAGAUUAUUGUGAAACCGAAUGUCGUUGACAUAAACUUACAACAUACUUUAAUCGGGUUGAGACUUUCCGCAGCCGGUCAUUUACCGUCAGAUUAACAGAUAGGGUAGAUAAAUAGGAUGAUUUGUUGACAUUCGUUCCAAUCAAGAAGACCCGCACUUGUUAAACUCUACCAAACUGCUGCAUUUGGUGUGGAUAACACAAAUAUUCUGUUGGAUCACCGAAUGAAAACUGCGGGAAAUUCAACUCCGCAGAUCUUAUUGGACAAAUUGACGAGCUACUUAUCUUAUAACCCAUUACUAUAACACGCAGUAUCUAUGACUAUGGGAUUAUUUGAAAUUGCACAUUGAUAUCAACGACGAUGCCUUUGAGUGCAGUUUGUGUCAGUACUGUUGGUGGUCGCCACAAAAAUUGGUCAGCCGCUAAAGAUGCCCAAGAUUUCAUAACAAUGAAUAAUUCCGAAGAAAUCUGUACCUAUCAAGAGAAUGGUCGAAGAAUCUACGCCCCAGUGAAGAAGCCUGCCUAUUUUGAAUAUGACAUUUCUGACGAUAAACCAUCCAAAAAAGAGAAGAAAUGGUCCUUCGGAAAUCUUUUCAGAAGAAAGAAAAAAUCAAACGACAGCAGUAGCGACGAAGAAACAAAAGAUAAAAAUAGGAGAAAGUCUGAGAAAAGAAAGAAACCGAUAACCUUCGAUCAUGUGGUGAUUCCCCAAUCACAAUCACAAAUCAAGUUUCCCGAAGUUCGUGGCACUCCGACUGAAAAAGCUGAAGAUAGCUCACUUCUCAAAUCUCAAGAAACUCCAAAUCAAAGCAAGUCGUAUAUAUCCGAUAAUCAAACUAAGCAUCAGCCUGCAGGCCAAUUCGAACAAACCAAAGUAAAAUCCAGAACAUCAUUGGAUAAUUUGAGUAGAAAAUCAAGAAAAGAUUUGGCCAAAGUACGGGCUGAGGCUAGAAGAACGUCGAUAAAUCGCAAUAGCAGUUCCGACGAGGAUUCUCAAAGAUCGAAUUCGUCACAGAAAUUCCGAAGUGACGAGAGUUUGUACAGAACAAGGGACGCCUCAGCCAAUAGAAGAACGCGGGCGGCCAGAACUGAAAGGUACCUCAAACGUCACUCUCGAGAUGGAGAAAAUCCUAACAAUUAUUUGCGAAUAUCUAAAUCAGAUGCUGAAUCAACAUUCCUCAGGGUAUCAGACGAUAGUAAUAGGUCACCUAGCGCAAGCCCUCAACUGUUAAAAUCGUCUUUCUCAAGUUUAUCUUCACAAACACCAAGUGUUAUGGGCUUGUCAACCAUUCCUCCUAGUCACACACAUCACGGCAGAUUCAAAGUGAGCAAUUCAACGAGCAACCCAUCCUACAAACCACCGUUAUCAAUAAAUGACUACAACAAUUCUUCCAAGAUCCCUACGUCUCAAAAGGAAAAUGUAAUGUUUAAUAACCAACGGAGCAUUUCCUUCGAUGCGAAUAUCCACAGACCUCAAGACCAUCAAGAGGUUAUUUACGCCAAAUUGGAGUUGGGUAAACCGACGAGAAAUCUAACCCUUAUGGACAAUACACAAUUGAGACGUUACUACAAUGUUUACCAACCUCCUGCGCCUCCUCCGAGGGAUCCAAAGAGGUUGCAUGGAUCUCUCAUUCUCGACACUUUAAAUCAUAACAAUUCUCACGAUAAUGUUCCGACUAGAUAUAACUUUCACAAUGAAUCGAUCUUUCAAGUUAAAAGGGUGAAUUCUAUUAAUCGACCAGCCUUCAAAUCGUCAUCAGAAAAUCAUAUACCCAGAGAGAAUCCCGUAAUUUUAUCUCAGAGACCUUCUUCAACCACUCCUGAAACCACCAUUCGGAGGAAUGGCACCACAGAUGUGCCGUUACGUUCAGAUAAUAAUUAUCAGUAUCUCACAGAUAAGCAACCCAGGAGUCGAAAACCUAUUCUUAUUCAGAAUGAUUCGAAGAAACAUCAAGAAACAAAAGACAAAUUGAGAGAAAGUCGAAAUAACUUUCCCUCGAGAGAUUCUAGUAGUUUUCUGGAGCAACUGCAAGCCAAAAAAUCCAAUAGAUACAGCAGAGGAAAUAGCCCUAAGAUACUCAACUCUGAAACUAAGCUGCAAACAGAAAUAUUUCUUCCAAGUGUUCUUCCCAAUAGUAUCGGGGAAAAUAAAAACGUACAGCAAAAAUUGAACGAUAAGAAUGAGAAUCUAAAGCAACAAGAUCUUGAUCUUGUUAAUCAGAAUUCAAUUAUUUCUGUCGAAGCCGAAACUUCCCAAGCGAAAUCUGCGAAUUUGGAAGAAGCACUCAAUGAGCUAGAGGCGAUUUAUAACAGUUUGAAACUGGGCGAUGAAAAUCUAUUGGAAAUGGCUGAAAAAAGGGAGAAUGAAGUGGCUACUCAAAAAAUGUUAGAAAGUAAUAACCAGUAUUCCAUAUAUAACGGUGCAAGAGGUGCUUUUAGUGACUCCGGUUUCAGUUAUGAACCUUUUGACUCUCUGGAUUCUCGGAGACGGCGGAGGUACUCCAGGAAGUCUCUAAGGUCAGAUGACAUGGCUGUAAGAAAACUCAAUAAACAAGAACGGGCUGCUACUAUUACAGAUCCCCAAGCGGUUGCGUCAAAAAUAAGCUAUCUCUUGACCUCACCUAUUUACACCGAUCGUUUGGAUGAAAAACUAGAUCCAAAUGAACCAGAUGUAACUUUGGACGAUGUGGUCUACAGGAACAUAAAGCAGUUGAACAAAAUGAAAGUACCCGAACACCCUCCACCAUUUGGUAUACCAUUGGGUCCAAUAACAUUGGCUUCAAACAGUGAUUAUCUACAUGCAGUUCCUGAUACAGAAACUGUUAAACCUAGCAGAAUGCCAGAUUUGGUCAAGGACGAUUUAGCGUACAGAAAUUUACGUAAAGAUAAUACCAAAGAACCUGCUCUACCUCCUGUUUCAUCCGAUGAUUUGAGAAAUAACAAUUUGACUAACUCUGUACCUGAUACUGUAGAUAUAUCGAGGAUAGACCUGGCUGAACUCAAGAAAAAGAGAGCAGUUCGUUCUAAAUCGGCAAAUAUAGGUAGUUUGAUCAGUCAGGAGGUCAUUGAGAGGGCGUCCAGAAGAAAUGCUCGUGACAAAAACGUCGAAUACAAAACAUUGACAGACAUUGCUGAUGCAAUGCAGAUCGCACGGCAGGUACUCAGAGAAAAAGAAAGAAAACUCAAUGAAACCAGAAUAGGAUCGUUGAGCGAUACCGAUUCUAUAUAUCCGAAAUAUUCCCGUUUUUUACCUUCCACUAAUUAUAGUGAAAACCUGGAAGAUAUGAGAGACAAUCGAAGAGAAAACACACAUUCGUCAAAUGUCGAGGAUUCUCUCAGUGAAAUUAUGUCAUCGUCAUCGAGGAAAGAGGAACCAACACAAACUAGAAGAUUUCAUGUUAAGGAGUCAACACCUGAUCCUAUAUCAUCUUUUGAAGAUGGAAAGCUGGCGCCACUCUUCAAAACGAACUCUUUCGAAGAUGUUCUCACCGCAUUGGCGAUCGAAGCUAAAGAAGCAAGUGAUAAGUUUACUCAAGAAUUGAAAGAACUCGAUGCAAAGAAGUACAAAGAAAUAGACCAGAAGGUAGAAUGUGAUUCUCCGAAAUCUUGCAAAAAACUUCUAGAUGCUGUAGUGAACAUUGAAAUUCCGAAGCAAGUAGAGAAAGGCAAAGAAGAAGAGGAUGUUAUUAUGGAGUCAGUAGCCACUAUUGUUUUCACUAAAGGUUCUCAGAAUGACGCCUCGAUAGAAUCUGACCAUGAUUACGAAAAUAUAAGUUCAGAUUUAGAACAGAAGAUUAAGGAAACUCUUAUAGAUGAGACUGAUAAAACUGAAAGUUCAGAGGGAAUGAAAAUGAGAGAUGAUGAUGAUUAUACACGAACAAUAAGUUUGAACGAAAAUGCAAACAAAUAUGAUAUCAAAGAUGAGGAUUCUAAAAAUGAAUCAGGUGAGACGUGUGUCGAUGUUGUGAUGUCAAAUGCUUUCAGCAUGAAUAUCACCCAUGAAAUGAGUUCUACAGACUUUCGUUUGUCCCAUAACGAGAGCUUUGUUGUCCCUUCUUACCCAUCUUGCAGUUAUGAAAAAUCAUUUACUAGAAUAGAGUCGAGUCAAAGUUUAAAGUCCCCAAAAUUAGUUCUAGAAUCUUCAAAAUUAAACGAACGCCAAAAUGAAAGUUCUGGUCAAUUAUCCAGAACAUCCUGUAACAGUAUUCAACCUUCUUCAAGUCGAAGUUUUUUUGAUGUGGGCAAUCUUUCCGAAGACAACUAUAAAACUAUUUGCUUUUUUGAGAAUAAUAAUCCCGCUUCUUUAGCCAUUGCAUGCUCCUAUGGUUUAGCAUGUCUUUAUCAGCUGGCUGCUUUAGAUUUGUACACUAUUUUGGGCAUCGUACUUGCCAUGUUCACUUUCAUAGCAGCAUUAUGUAUUUUUUUAGCUUCCAGUCGUUGAGUUUACGAGAAAGUUUAUAACCGGCGUUAUGGACCACAACUUACGUUUGUCAAACUUUGUUUCAUGCCAAAUAUAAAGAUUAAGUGUAUUGUAAAUAUAAAUGUUGUAUGUUAUGUUGAUAUGUUCAAUAAAUGUAUUUUAGUUA
This is a messenger RNA of Harmonia axyridis, 4788 nucleotides long. RefSeq lists its product as uncharacterized. Bases 564 to 4643 code for a protein of 1359 amino acids. The record is from RefSeq and is a predicted model, not a curated record. The transcript has 2 exons. Lineage: Eukaryota; Metazoa; Arthropoda; Insecta; Coleoptera; Coccinellidae.